Messenger RNA from Cotesia congregata, 864 nucleotides. Lineage: Eukaryota; Metazoa; Arthropoda; Insecta; Hymenoptera; Braconidae. The record is from the annotation of a GenBank genome assembly.
AUGUUAGAUUCAUCUAACUCACAGGAUUUACUAAAUAAAACGGUAAGGAAUAAUGAAGAUGAGCAAACUACUAGAACGGAUGCCUUAAAAGUAAACAAUAAAGAAAGGCUCCCUGAAGUAGUUCCAGCCAUUGUCAUUAAAACGAGGAAUAAAGAAGCUGACAAAAUCUGCGUACAGAUAGUUAAAAAAAACAUUACAGCAAAUACCAGCGCACAAAUAAAAAAUGUACUAUCUACAAAAUCAGGCUCAGUGGUUGUGAAAUGUAAAUACAAACAAGAUGUUGCAAGAACCAAGGCGGUGCUUGCAGAAAAACUUGGUGACAAUUAUGAAGUAGAACAAGAGAAAAUGUGUGCUCCCAAAAUAAAAAUUUAUGAUAUUGAUAGUGACAUGGACAAAGAAGAAUUGAUGGAGGACAUUUUUUUAAAAAUAAGUGGAAUAUAUAGAUGUCACGAUAUUGAUAAAGAUGAAUUUAUAAGAAACCUGAGUAGUUAUAUAGAUGCCAAUUCGAAAGUUAAAAAUCACAUACUCGUUGGCGAUUUUAACAUAAACUUAAAUAAUACAGAUUGUCACUCAGAAUUACUUUUGUCUUGUCUUUUGGACAUGAACUAUCACCCAUAUUUCAACAAUACUACAAGACCAAAUAACUACAACGGAUCGUGUAUAGAUAAUAUGUUUGUUAAAUCCAAUAGUAAUAAUUUAAAAUCUUUUACCUAUAGUCAAACACUUACUGAUCACUUUCCAUUUAAUAUUGGCAUAGAUUUAGCAACUAAGAUGAAUAAUAAUGAUAAAAAUACUAUAUAUAACAUAGAAAAUAAUGUAAAAUCUAUCUUCUUGAAACCUACUGAUAGUCAGGAAAUUGAACUG